AUGGUCAACUGUGAAAUUUGCCAAACAUUGGUAACUCGAUCAAGGCCACCUAUUUCUUGCGACGCAUGUAAAAAGCAGUUUCAUUCUUUGUGUAUCUCAAACACAGAUAUACUGGGCGUCAUAAGUACUGUUCCUGGGUUGUUUUGGAGAUGUAAGAACUGCAUUCCUAACUGCAUUGUAAUAAACCAGGAUGAUGUUAAGAAUCUACUGAGUGGCAAAAUUGACGAGGCCAUGGCUUCUUUCAAGAAUCAAGUCACGAAAUUAUCUGCUGAUAUAUCAAGAUCUAUGAAAUCAUCUCAUGCAGUACCUUCUGUCAACAAGCCUGUAGUAUCCUAUGGCGAGGUCGUUAGAAAUAAGACCCAGCCAGCAUUAAUUAUUCAGCCAAAAAAUGGGAAUCAUCAAAGCAAGCAAACCAAAGCUGAUCUAAUACAGCAUGUGAAUCCUUGUACUGCAGAAGUUCAGUUAGCGAAAGUGAAGGAUGUUAGGGAUGGUGGUAUUCUUAUUGGUUGUAAGUCAAAGGAAGAAAAUCAGAAGUUGAAAGCUAUUGUUCAGGAAAAGUUGUCAGAUAGUUAUGUGAUACGUGAAAUUACCGGUAUUAACCCGCGGUUUCGGCUAGUGGGCAUGUCAGAUAAAUAUUCAGAUGAUAAAUUACGGCACUUGUUAUUAAAAGGAAAUACUGAUAUCUUCGAAGAUGAUUUUGAAUGUAAAAUUGUUAAGCACUUUCCUACUAAAAAAGACCCUUCUGUAUAUCAAGCUAUUGUUCAGGUGGAUAGGAGUAGUUAUGACAAAAUUGUUAAAGCUGGUUACUUGUUUGUGGGGUGUGAAUAUCCUAUCAUUGCAAUAACUGAAACCUGGUUAGAUUUCUCAUGUAUGAGUAGUGAAUUUAUUCCAACUACAUAUAAUGUGUUCCGGACAGAUCGAGAUUAUGUAACCACUGGUUGCUCAAGAGGUGGUGGUGUGUUGAUUGCGAUUGAUGAGCGUUUUACAGCAUCUUUGAUAGAGAUACCUGAGUUGGCAGUACUUUCUGCCCUAAAGAUUGAUGUAGUAGCAGUCAAGGUUUGUACCAACUCUUUUUCAGUUUACAUUUGCAAUGUCUACAUACCACCUGAUAAGCCCAAUGCUGAAUAUGAGCAAUUUUAUGAUGCUAUCUUGUCAUCGCACGUCCUAUUUGAUAGGAAUUUAGUUAUAACAGGGGAUUUCAACAUAGCUAACUACACUUCUUAUGCUAAUAGUCAUGGACGCAACGCAAAAUUGGUAUCGUUGAACAACUUUGCUGAGGGUCCUGCUAUUAAUCAGUUUAACAAUAUUUCAAAUUCUAUGGACAAUACCCUUGAUUUAGUUUUCUGUAGUGGUCUGUGUGAGGUUGAACAUUCGUGGGAUCCGCUGCUAGAUGAAGACCCAUAUCACCCUGCCCUGAAUAUUUGUUGUAAUGUCAACAGCAGUCUCAAUACUAAGCAUAACUUUCCUGUUUCAUUUAUAAAUUCUUAUAAUUUCCGCAAAGCCAACUUCCCCCAAUUAUAUAAUUUAAUUUCAGACAUGGAUUGGGCUGCUUUAGAUGGCUUUCAUGACGCGAAUGAAGCGUGUGAGUUCUUUUAUAAUAAACUGUACAAUGCUUUUGAUACCUGUGUUCCAAAAUAUGCCCGAGCAACGAAACGUAAAUACCCACCCUGGUUCAAUUCAGCAAUAAUUAAGCUUAUCAAACGCAAGGAGAAGAUUCACCGAUCUUAUAGACGCAACAAUGAUCCUAAAACGUAUCAGACAUUCAGGGAACUUAGAUCAAAAAUUAGGAUAGAGUCAGAUGAAGCAUACAAAAUAUAUGUCAGACAAGCUGAGAACGAAAUACAAAGAGAUUCGAAUAAAUUUUGGGGCUUCUUAAAUUCUAAGCGAAAAUCAACAAACUUAUCAAGUAGGAUGAUUUACAAUGGUAAUGAACUUUUGGAACCGAACGACAUUUUAAAUGCUUUUGCGGAUAACUUCUCCAAAUACUACUCGUCUUCGUCAGCCACCGAAGAAACUGAUAACUUUUUAAUGAGCAAUGAACAACCACUCAAUAUUACUAGAUUUGAGGAGGAUGAAGUUGUCUUAGCCUUGAAGCAAAUAAAACCUAAGAUGACUACCGGACCGGAUAAUGUACCAGCUUUUAUUUUGCGUGACUGUGCCUCUGUGUUGGCGUGUCCUUUGACCGUUUUAUUCAACUUGUGCCUUACCACCUGCACAAUUCCAGAACUAUGGAAGUUGUCUAAAGUAUGUCCAAUACACAAAAACGGCAGUAGGAAUGAUGUAUCAAAUUUUAGACCUAUAUCAAUAUUGUGCAAUUUUUCAAAAGCUCUAGAGACAUUAAUAUAUAACAGACUAUAUCAUCAUGUCAGCAGAAAAAUAUGUGUUCAACAACAUGGUUUCAUGAAAGGGCGCUCAACAGUAUCAAAUCUGAUGAACUUCACACAGACCAUAGCAGAAAACAUUGACAGAGGAUUACAAACAGAUGUGGUCUACACAGACUUCUCCAAGGCUUUCGACAGAGUUGAUCACAGGAUGCUAUUGCAUAAGCUGAAAUCUCAUGGAUUAUCUGAUCCUUUAAUACAACUAUUUAAGUCCUACCUCACUGGAAGAAAUCAAUUUGUGAUGUUUAAUGGCAUCAGAUCGUCGAAGUAUGUAGCCAAUUCCGGAGUGCCACAAGGCAGUAACCUAGGGCCUUUAUUGUUCGUCAUAUUUGUGAAUGACAUAGUCAAUGCUGUUGGCGAGAAUUGUUUACUUUACGCUGAUGAUCUGAAGAUGUUUUGUCGUGUAGUUGAUGAAUCAGACUGUGAUCAACUUUUAGAAAAUCUGGUCAGGUUGGAUGCUUGGUGCUCACAAAACAAUCUGUCAUUAAACAUCAAUAAAUGUUACGUAAUGUCUUACACUUUGAAGAAAAAUCCUCUGUUAUUUGACUAUACCCUGUCAGGUAGCUCUAUUCAGAGGACUUCAACUUUAUGUGACUUAGGCGUGACAUUUGACUCCCAACUAACAUUCGUCAAACACAUUGACAGCAAAAUUUCCGAGGCAAACCGCAUGUACGGCUUUAUUGUAAGAAACUGCCGUGACUUCACUCAGAGUACCACCUUGAAGUUGCUGUAUUAUGCAUAUGUUAGGUCGAAGCUUGAGUAUGCAUUGCUAAUUUGGAAUCCGCAUCAUAUUAUUCAUAUAAGUAGGCUUGAAUGUGUUCAAAGACGUUUCUUAAAAUAUUUGUCACUGAAAGUGGAUGGCGUUUACCCGCCCAUAGGUAUACCUCAUGAUUCCUUACUUGAAAAACAUCUAAUCAGCAGUCUUGAAGCAAGGCGCACUUGCCAGUCAGUGAUUUUUCUAUUUAAGUUGAUCAAUAAUGCUAGUGAUGAUUUAGCUUUAUUGGGUCAGUUAUCAUUUAACGUACCUAGGCUGACAUCCCGACAAAACGUUACGUUUUAUCUACCUGCGGCACGGACAAAUUAUUUACACUAUUCCCCUUUACAUGUGAUGUGUAGGAAUUACAAUUCUGCAAGUAACAGGAUUGAUAUAUUUAACUGCAGAAUUGCAGACAUAAAAAAUACUAUUAAGUAA
Molecule: messenger RNA, 3573 nt
Organism: Acanthoscelides obtectus
Lineage: Eukaryota; Metazoa; Arthropoda; Insecta; Coleoptera; Chrysomelidae
Source: the annotation of a GenBank genome assembly